Molecule: messenger RNA, 790 nt
Organism: Cucurbita pepo subsp. pepo (vegetable marrow)
Lineage: Eukaryota; Viridiplantae; Streptophyta; Magnoliopsida; Cucurbitales; Cucurbitaceae
Source: RefSeq, a predicted model, not a curated record
AUCUGAAAAUCCCAAAUGCGAGAGCAGCGCGAAAUUUAAUUCUUAGGGUUAAGGUUUUAACCCGCAGGGGUUCGAUAUCAUUCUCCAUUUUCGCGUUGCACUCUCAUCGGCAACAUAUUUUCGUUCCGAUACUUGGAUUUCCAUGGCGACGGCAACAGUGAAUGCUCCACCAAAGAGGAAGCCUGUGUUUAUAAAAGUAGAAGAGCUAAAGCCUGGUACCAGCGGCCACACUCUCACGGUCAAGGUGGUGAUCUCCAAAAAUGUGAAGGCUGUCAAUAAAGGUGGACGAUCCACCGUGAUUGCGGCUCGCCCUCAGCAAUUAACUCGAAUCUCUGAAUGUCUUGUUGGUGAUGAGACUGGUUGCAUCGUCUUCACAGCUCGAAACGACCAAGUUGAUAUCAUGAAGCCAGGAAACACUGUGACCCUGCGGAAUGCAAAGGUCGACAUGUUUAAAGGUUCUAUGAGGUUAGCAGUAGAUAAAUGGGGUCGAAUUGAAGUCGCUGAACCAGGCAACUUUGAGGUUAAAGAGGACAACAAUCUGUCACUGGUUGAAUAUGAAUUGGUUAAUGUUGAAGAAUGAGUUCCAACAAUGCAGUGUUAAAUGUCAAUUAUCAUGGAUUUACUUUCUAUUGUGUGGUGACCGUACUGCUAUUUAACUGGUAUACAGUUUUAUAUGGCAACACAAAUCUUGGCAAGGGUAAUAUAAGUUGAUUAUUGCUGUGUGCCUACUAAGUUCUACAUGCUUAAUUCCUAAUGUGAUAAAGAUCUGAAAAGAGAACUUCAAUAGUUA